Drosophila ananassae is the source of this 1274-nucleotide messenger RNA. It is a transcript of the gene YL-1, whose product is annotated as vacuolar protein sorting-associated protein 72 homolog. Gene Ontology annotation, molecular function: ATP-dependent H2AZ histone chaperone activity. Bases 146 to 1207 code for a protein of 353 amino acids. Gene Ontology annotation, biological process: chromatin remodeling; regulation of DNA-templated transcription. Lineage: Eukaryota; Metazoa; Arthropoda; Insecta; Diptera; Drosophilidae. The record is from RefSeq and is a predicted model, not a curated record. Gene Ontology annotation, cellular component: nucleus. The transcript has 4 exons.
AAUCUUUAAAAUUUUGCAACUGUCUGGGUAGUUGACCAAAAAGUAGUGUUGCCAGAUCAAUUAUUCCAAUGCGGCUUGUUUACAUUUGUGAAAUCUCUGAAAAUAACAAAAAUAUUUCAAUUAGUGUUUAAUUAUAAUAUAAAACAUGGCUGCCUCUCGUUCCCGCCGCCACAAUGCUGGCAAUAAGAUAGCAAAACUACUGGACGAGGAAGAGGAGGACGAUUUCUACAAAACCUCAUAUGGCGGGUUUCAGGACGAAGAGGAAGACAAGGAAUACGAACAAAAAGACGAGGAGGAGGAUGUGGUGGAUUCAGACUUCAGUAUCGACGAGCAGGAUGAACCCGUUUCCGACCAGGAGGAGGCUCCCGAAAAGAAGAGAAAACGCGGCGGCGUCAACACAAAAGCCUACAAGGAAACCAAGCCAAUGGCCAAGAAGGAAACAAAGCCUGUGCCAGCUCUUCAUAAAAAGCGUGCCGGUGGGGGUGUCGUCAAGAGACGGGUACUUCCUCGUUUCACUGUCCUGGACUCUGGUCGAAAAUCCAUUCGGACGUCGACAGCUAUCAAGACACAGGCCACGAAAAUCCGCCUGAAGGAGAUGGACGAUGCGCGGAAGCGAAAAAAGAAGAAGGUGCGAGUCGAGGACUACAUGCCCACUCAGGAGGAGCUGUUGGAGGAGGCCAAAAUCACAGAGGAAGAGAACAUCAAGUCACUAGAAAAAUUCCAGAAAAUGGAAUUAGAAAAGAAGAAAACUCGUCCCACCAAACGGACUUUUACGGGACCAACAAUACGAUACCAUUCACUCACCAUGCCAGUCCUACGGAAACCAACGCGUGGCGCCGUACUAAGCGACACAAAGGAUGUUAAGGAAACCACCGCCAAGUGCGAGAGGACUUUCGUUACCGUCGAUAAUGAUUUCAACGACAAGGUCUUCCAGAGUAUAUUCCGGCCCAAAAUAUUACCAAAAGCCAGCAAUGGUAUUUGUCCAAUCACUAGACUGCCAGCCCGCUACUUCGAUCCUGUAACGCAACAGCCGUAUUACAGUAUUCAGGCCUUCAAAAUCCUCCGUGAAGCUUACUACAUGCAGCUAGAGCAGCAGGGUAAUGGCAGCGAUCAACCGGAGUUGGCCAAGUGGUUGGAGUGGCGCAAAAUGGUCAAAGAGAAUCGUAUCAAGGCGGCAACAGCUGCCACCAAAACCGGGGAUAACUAAUAAAGUAACAAAAAAUUCUAAAAAUAAUUAUAUUUUUCAGUCGAAUAAAAAUACUGGAUUUCGAAAA